This is a messenger RNA of Pangasianodon hypophthalmus (striped catfish), 2717 nucleotides long. RefSeq names its product LYL1 basic helix-loop-helix family member (gene lyl1). Gene Ontology annotation, molecular function: protein dimerization activity; RNA polymerase II cis-regulatory region sequence-specific DNA binding; DNA-binding transcription factor activity, RNA polymerase II-specific. The transcript is spliced from 4 exons. Gene Ontology annotation, biological process: regulation of transcription by RNA polymerase II. The record is from RefSeq and is a predicted model, not a curated record. The coding region runs from base 1068 to 2321 and encodes 417 amino acids. Lineage: Eukaryota; Metazoa; Chordata; Actinopteri; Siluriformes; Pangasiidae.
UUCUCUCUCUCUCUCUCUGUCUGUGUCUCUCUCUCUCUGUCUGUCUCGCUCUCUCUCUCCCAUCACUCUCACUGUCUCUCUCUCCCUUUUUCUGUAAAGUCCAAUACAUUCUCAUCCAAUGGAAACCAACUGGAGCACCAUGUCUGCUGUGGGAUUAGAAGGUAAGGGAAAGAAAGAGAAAGGAAAGAGUGAGGAACGGACAGAGCGAGAGAACAGUGACUGGAAGCUAAAUCCAUCACCUGCAUUUACACAAUAGGUUCUCAGUGACACACCAGAAUACAUAGAACCUUAACCAAUUUCAUGUUUCUUUUUGAUUUGUACCUAGCCACUGAUGUGACACCAGUCGUUCAUUUUAGUAUAUUAGCACUCAUUCCAUUUUUGUUUUAAGGACAGGAAGGUGAACAUACGAAAACUGAGAGAGAGAGAGAGAGAGAGAGAGAGUGAGACAGCAAGAGAGAGAGAGAGAGAGAGAGAGAGCGAGACUGCGAGAGACAGAGAGAGAGAGAGAGAAAGAGAGCGAGACUGCGAGAGAGAGAGAGAGAGAGAGAGAGAGAGAGAGAAAGUUAGUGAGGAGGGAAUGGAAGGCGUGAUGGAAUAGGACAUUGCGUUUAUCGCCCAGAAAACAGGCGCUUGAGGACAUGAGGGGACACACCAAUAGUGGAGAGUCCAACGUGAGUGUGUGUGAAGGUGUGAUCAACAUUCUAUCCACAAACAUGGCCAUGGACGCCAAUUUAAGAACUACGGUCUCACAUUUCUGCAACUUCUUUUGCAUUUGUUUAGACCCUCUGAGUGGCGUUUGAACUGAAAAUAAAACUAAAUGCACCCUGGUGAGACUGACAACAAGGGAUCAGCAGACUAAACAUCGCAGAUUCCCUGACUGAGGCAUCUGAUUGAGUAUUCACAGGGAAGAAUAAGCAAAGCUUCUGAAAGAUGUCAUCAACAUGCACUGAUCCACACAAGCCAAGACAAAAAGACGUUUAACACUUUAGAGUGUGUGAUGGCAAUGAACACACCUGAAGCCGAGAAUUAGAGCUCUGUAGCUAGAGAGAGACAGAGAGAAGAAGACCAUGAUGGAGAAGUUGGAGCCCACUGUAUCCCCCUCCCCUGCUCUGUCAAUAACUGACCCCUUAACUCCUCCACACACUCACUCUCCGUGCACCAGCAGCCCUACAGCUAACGAGGCUAAUGGCACAGAGAGUGGCGCGAGUACAAACCCCAGCAGUCCUGCUACAUUGCAACUUACUGAGGCGGUCAAUGUAGAGGAGAAAGUGACAGCAGCUAAACCUGCUACCUCACCCCCAAACACAAGCCUCCCUUCCGUUUCCACUUCCACAUCCAUGUCCAAUUCCACUUCCACCAUCGUCCUCUCCUCUCCUCCUUCUUCAUCCCCUGCUCCACUGCCCCCUAACAUCCCCGUGAUCAGUCUGGCUCACAGUAAACCCCCUCUGCCCCCGAUCCCGAUACCUGCUGCUCAGCUCACCGCCCUCCACCCCAUACCUACAGUGCCACACGGACCUGGGGAACUCCGACUGGCACAGCUAGCUGCCCUCUCUGGAGGUCCGACAGCCAGUGUGCCUCCACCUAGAGCUCUACUGCCUCACCAAUACCUGCCUGGACACCCUUUACUCAACAGCUCUUUUCUUAGUCCCUCCAGUAGUUAUGGUUUCUUCAGCAACAACCGUGUUAAGAGAAGACCAUCAUCCCACUUUGAGUUGGAUCUCACUGACUGUCCUCCUCAGAAGCUGGCCAGGCGUGUUUUCACGAACAGCCGUGAACGCUGGCGUCAGCAGAAUGUGAAUGGUGCUUUCUCAGAGCUCCGAAAGCUGAUCCCCACACACCCACCAGACAAGAAGCUGAGCAAGAAUGAGAUCCUGCGGCUUGCUAUGAAGUACAUCAACUUUCUGGUGAAGCUGUUGAAUGACCAGGCCAACGACAGCACCGCAUGCAGCCUAACGGACAGCACUGAGGAGGACAAGAGCAAGAUGAAAGGCGCAAACGAAACGAUGGGCAAUGGCGACAGAGACUGCAGUCAUGUCCUGCACCCAGCAUGUUCCUCAGACAGCACCUUGCCGUCUCAGAUCACACCGCCACAUCCUGCAGUUCGCCUGGCGUUAGUCACUUCCCACCGUAACAGAGACUCCACUGAUUCAGUCAUCGCUUUGACCAUGUCACCUGGCUCCAGUUGCUAUGGCGACACGGAUAGUGAGGAGACUUUAGGCUCACAGAAUUCAGGGAUUCUUAAGACGAGUGUUAGUGAAGGGAUGGUGGAAAAAAUGAAGGAACAGAUACAGACUGUUAUGGCAGGCGGGUACCACCGGUGACAUCACCUGUGACAUCAUUUUCAAACACUGGAGAACAAACUGACAAAAAGAGGAACAACUGGUCAAAAUAUAUAUAGUGCCAUAUGUGUAUGUGUGUGUGGUUUUUUUUUUUUUUUUUUUUUUUUUUUUUUUUUUUUUGCGGAAUUGUUCUAUUAUUAUUAUUACUAUUAUUAUUAUUAUUAUGUAUGAAUUUAGAUGUUGGUUACUUCCCUCCAUAACAGUGUUUAAAUUGAGACAUUUUAAUAUUUUAAUUGUUUUAUUGUGUGCAGAUUAAUUAUUAGCAUCUGAGAGGUAAUCAUGUUUGACUCACACACACUGUCGUUGUAAUAUUGUGGCACUUUGAAGUUCUCUAUAUGGGUUCCCUUUAAGGAAAAAUAAACAUGCUCUGUAUUUCGA